ACCGCACACUACAUAGUGAUAGUCGCCUGAGCACCUCGACGGGCUCGGUGUCGGAGUACCUCACCCUCAAUCAGAGUCGGAGUGCAAUCGCGGCGAGGCAGAUUGUGACCGUAAAUUCGAUAUAAUUGUGCCGCGUGCUGAGUCGGCGAGGGCGCGACAUAUCGGCCUGUGGGGCAUUGUGCGUGCACUGAUCUCAGCAUUUCGGCUGUUGCUGCGGUCGGGAGCUGCAAGCGGCGCCUGUUGGCGAACCAGUUGGUGCCCUAGUUCUAUAGUGAUGGCUUUAUAGCUGCGAGGCUCGUUACUUCAUCAACAUUAGAGACAGUAGUGCGCCUGGAAAGGAAAAACGGAGCGAAUACGAGCCGACUGAAGCACAAGACUACAAUACUCCCUGUUAGUUUGACAGCGAUCGACCAUGGAUUCGGACCAGGUGCAGUUUGGGUUGACCCUGAAGCAGCUCAGGGACCUGAUGGACCUGAGGGCUGCAGAGGCGGUCAACAAGAUCGAGCAGUACGGUGGCAUCAAAGAAGUUUGCAAAAAGCUGCACACAUCGCCGGUCGAGGGGCUGAGCGUGCCGACGCGAGACAUAGAAAGACGCCGCGAAGUGUUCGGCUCCAACGUGAUCCCGGCCAAGAAACCAAAGUCGUUUCUCGCGCUCGCCUGGGAGGCGGCGCAGGAUUUUACUCUGUUAAUUUUAAUUGUGGCGGCACUCACGUCACUCAUACUCGGCUUCAUUGUUCCUAAAGACGAAGUCAAACCCGUGGCAGGCGAGGAGGAGCACCACGGCUGGAUCGAGAGCUUAGCCAUCUUCAUAUCGGUGAUCGUUGUCGUGUUGGUCACCGCUUUCAAUGACUGGUCCAAGGAGAAGCAGUUCCAAGGCCUGCAAGGUAGAAUCAAGGGCGAACACAAGUACUCGGUGCUCAGAGGUGGAGAAGUCAUUCAGAUCCCAGUCGGCGAGAUCGUCGUGGGAGACGUCUGUCAAGUGAAGUAUGGCGACCUGUUGCCUGCCGACGGUAUCAUCAUCACUGGCAACGAUAUGAAAAUGGAUGAGUCGUCUCUCACGGGCGAGUCGGACCACGUAAAAAAAGGGGAAAACACGGAUCCUAUGCUUCUGUCUGGCACCAAUGUGAUGGAGGGCAGCGCUAGAAUGCUGGUAACAGCGGUCGGCAUCAACUCGAAGGCCGGCAUUAUUUUCACUCUGGUAGGCGCAGCCAAGCAGAAGAAGAAGGCCAAAGGAGGUAAAGUGUCAUUUUUCAACUCGCGUGCUCACCCAGAACGAGCUAAUUGGGUGCCUAUGCGAUCAGACGACAGUUCUAGUUCGUCGAGCAACUUCGGCGGCUCGACCGAUGAGAGUUCCGAAAAGAAAGAGAAGUCUGUGCUGCAGUCGAAACUGACUAAGUUGGCGUUGAAUAUCGGGUACUUUGGCACCGCCAUCGCCUUGCUUACCGUGAUCAUCCUGGCCGUCAAAUUCUCGAUCAACACUUACGUGAUCAACGAGACUCAGUUCCAGUGGUCGCAGCUGAACGAGUACAUCGGUUUCAUCAUCACCGGUGUAACCGUUCUGGUUGUCGCCGUACCUGAAGGUCUUCCGCUCGCCGUCACCCUGUCUCUGGCUUACUCUGUCAAGAAAAUGAUGAAGGACAAUAACUUGGUGCGGCAUCUCGACGCUUGUGAAACGAUGGGAAACGCGACCGCUAUUUGUUCGGACAAGACUGGUACUCUCACUACAAACAGAAUGACGGUUGUGCAGUCUUUUGUUUGCAAUAAGCUGGCUAGAACGUGCGAUGAAUUCCUUGCAGUGCCCGACAAAGUUGAGGAGAUGCUGAUCAGGUCGAUCGCCAUCAACUCGGCUUACACCUCUCGUGUCAUGCCUGGGGAGCCGGGCGAGCUGCCCAAGCAGGUCGGCAAUAAAACCGAGUGCGCUCUGCUCGGCUACGUGACGAGUCUGAGCAAAAGCUACGAGAAGGCGCGUCUCGAGUGCCCUGAGGAGACAUUCACCCACGUGUACACGUUCAACUCUGCCCGCAAGUCGAUGGGCACUGUGGUCUGCCGGCAGGGCGGUGGAUUCCACCUGUUCGCCAAGGGCGCGUCUGAAAUCAUGCUGCAAAAGUGUUCAUUCAUAUACGGUGAGGGAGGAGUGCUGGAAGAACUGACAGCAAAGAAGCGCAACGACUUGAUCACCAAGGUGAUCGAGCCGAUGGCUUGUGACGGCCUACGCACCAUCUGCAUCGCACACCGUGACUUUGUACAAGAGAAUGCGGCGAAAAACGAGAAGCUGAUUGAACGCGAGCCCACGUGGGAGGAGGAAGAUGACAUCUUCUGUAACUUCACCUGCCUCGGCAUCGUGGGCAUCGAGGAUCCAGUGCGGUCCGAGGUGCCUGACGCCAUCAAGAAGUGCCAGACUGCCGGCAUCACUGUCCGCAUGGUCACAGGCGACAACAUCAACACAGCCAGGUCAAUCGCCACCAAGUGCGGUAUUUUGCAGCCUGGAGAUGACUUUUUGGUGCUUGAAGGCAAAGAUUUCAACGAGAAAAUCAGGGACGAAAACAAUCAGAUCCAACAAGAGCUGAUUGACAAUAUUUGGCCCCGGUUGAGGGUGCUGGCGCGGUCGUCACCCACGGACAAGUACAACCUGGUUAAGGGCAUCAUUGACAGCAAGGUGAAUCCAAACCGCGAGGUGGUGGCCGUCACUGGCGACGGAACCAAUGACGCGCCCGCCCUCAAGAAGGCCGACGUAGGCUUUGCCAUGGGCAUUGCCGGUACUGAUGUGGCCAAAGAGGCGUCAGACAUCAUUCUUACUGACGAUAACUUCAGCAGCAUUGUGAAAGCUGUGCUUUGGGGCCGCAACGUGUACGACAGUAUCUCCAAAUUCCUGCAGUUCCAGCUGACGGUCAAUGUGGUUGCUGUGACGGCUGCUGUCAUCGGAUCGGUCCUACUCAACGACAGCCCCUUAAAGGCUGUGCAAAUGCUUUGGGUCAACCUGAUCAUGGACACUCUGGCCUCGCUGGCUCUAGCCACUGAGAUGCCCACGCCUGACCUACUCCUGCGUAAGCCAUAUGGCCGCACAAAAGCGCUCGUCACGCGCAGGAUGAUGAAGAACAUCAUUGGACAAGCAAUAUAUCAGCUCGCCGUCAUCUUCUACCUCCUCUUUGCCGGUGACGUGCUGCUGCAAAUCGAAUCAGGACGUGAUGAUUCCGUUCCAACCCAGCAUAUGACAGUUGUGUUCAACACCUUCGUUAUGAUGACUUUGUUCAAUGAAAUAAACGCAAGAAAGAUUCACGGCCAGAGAAACGUGUUUCAAGGAAUCUUUACCAAUCCCAUCUUCUACGGCAUUUGGAUUUCCACCUUUGUUCUUCAGAUUUUGAUCAUUGAGUUUGGAAGCGCGUUCUUUUCUACAAAAGCGCUCAGCAUCGACCAGUGGAUGUGGUGCUUGUUGUUCGGCGUUGGCACUUUGCUCUGGGGCCAGCUGAUCAUUUCUCUGCCAAACAGAAUGGUUCCCGAGAAGUUCUCACUGGGAAAAGAUGAUCCCGCAUUGCAAAAACAACCAGUUGGCAAGCCAAGUCCCGGGCAACUUCUCUGGGUGCGGAGUCGUAAGAGAAUACUCUCGCAAAUUCGUGUAGUGAACGCAUUUCGAGCAACAAUUGACACCACCAGACUGCAAGGGGCAGCUAUUAAGAAGAUUGAAGGGUCGUAAGGUGACCAAUAAUGCGUGGCGACAUACUGUAUGUUGUUGUAAAGUUAGUAAUUUAUGGUUUCAUUCUUUGAGGAGUGACUUUUUAACGGCGUUUUAACUUCUUAGUUAUGUAAUGUGUGUAAAUAGCAUGAUACAGGCGUUUAAACGAUUUUGGAAGAGACAAUUUUAAUCGCCUUGUACUAAGCAAGAAGGAUUGUGUGCUACUGAUUGGUUCCAAGCAGAGCAUUAUCUAGGUUACAUUUAAAGCAAAGUAUUAACUCAAACCGAUUUCUAUAUGACACUGCUCCCCCAUAUUAAAAUUGAAGCAAGUGAACGACGAAACAUAUUGGCCUUUUCAAGCACGGUGAGUUUUCUAGAUGCGUUGUUGAAAUUUUGCUGUUGUCCUUACUCAAGUUUUCUAUCACAUAUUUUGAGCAGUGUUGCAUUCGUUAAAUUGAAACAAAAACGGGUUUGCGAGGCUUAUCGUUAGAAACACCACGGUAAAAGGUGUUUCGCGUGGACAAUGCCUAAAGGGCCUUUUUUUAGCUCAAUGCUGGCAUCGUUCACACCAACAUACAAAUUCAAACGACUUGAACAUUCAUUGAAGGAGAUACAAAAUAUAAGUCUUGAGUACUACUCGGCUAGAAAAAUAUUAAACGUAUCUUAUGCCAGUCAAACAAAUUUUUAAGGCAAAUAUUUUUAUUUUGGAAAGUUUAAUCAAAAAUAAUUGAGAAAAACAUUCAAGAUGAAGCAAUUGUUUUGGUUUCUGAGUGUUCAGGUCGUUAAACCCCCAGAAUAUCAUUUACCUGUCGGUGUACUAUUUUAAAUAUUCAAAGGCGAGAACUUAAUAAUCUUUCACCAUUUGUGGUCGAACCCCUAGCUAUAUCAAUAUAAAUAUUCUAACUAGACGAGAGUAAAUUCACAUAAUAAAAAAUCAGUAAUAUAUCCAUUAUAUGUGUUCAUAGAUGAAGAGUGAAAUUUUACGAAAUUACUGAGAGAAUCUUGUUUAGCGAGGUAUGCAUGUGCAUAAUAUCAUAUAAAACUAUACAUAAACUAAUUUUUCACUUAACAUGCACACACUUUGUACACACUUUACUAUGCGAGAGGGGGAAAAUUUUUGUCAUUCCGCCUCUCCGUGUCUGUUACGAGUGGUUUACACUCUUUCGACGAUUAUUAUAGGCCUCUGUCAGACAUGACUUAAGUAGCGUUUCCAAAGUGAUCCGAUGAAUUUGCAAACGGGUUCAUGCGGGGGCCGAGGAACUUGGGCCCGCCACGCACGCACGCGGCUGCGGGGGUUCAAUAAUCUGUAUUUUGUGUAGCGAAGCAAACCGAUGGGUUGGAACUCGACCCUCGACCCAGACUGUUUUUGCACUCUCCGCGUUGCCGCUCAGUACGUUGUUGUUCCGAGCGGUGCGUUUGACACGCGCGCAGCCAACAGCCGUGCCAGUUCGGACCUUUUAAUCACUGCCUUUUCUGUGUAAACACACGCGAGUUGCAAAGGGCAAAAACGACGAGUUCGUCUUUUGCCUCGGUCCUUUGCGUUGACAGCAGAUGGCGCCACUCUCGAUUUCCACUUUUUGUCGUUUGAGUUAAGCAAAGUAAUAGCUUAUUUUUCGGGAAAUUCAUUGAUCGGGCUUUCAGCAUGUCGAUAACUUGUUAAGACUGCUGGGAACGGAUCGACCGCGAACUGACAAUGUAAGCGAAAAAAGUUCCUGAAACUUUAAAAUCGUCGGUGAUGCCAUCUGGUGGCAGCUCUGAACAGAAAGGAUUCGCGCAAGCGGUCAGUUGCGCGUCUUGACAUUCUUCUCUUUCAGUCUGUGUAUUUACACGCAUGUACGCUUUUUGGUGAACACACGUGGUUGCAAAAUAAUUCACAACAAAUGUGUGUUUUUAGCAUUACACAAUCUUCAUCUUUCAGCAGAUUGUUGUGAUUGAUAUUUUUAUAGCAUUAAAUCUGCCGAUUGAUUGUUGGUAAAACAUUUUGGAGCGAGAGGAGAAUUGUACACAUGUUUCUGUAAAUUUUGAAUUUAUACAAACGAUUAUUCCAUUUGCUUGUUGACGCGUUGGCAGUUUUUCUUACUAGUACGUGGUUACGAAAAUUUGAAUUAAUUCCAGCACCAAAUUACCUGUUUCUAGUUCAUCUUGUACAGUAGGCUGUAGAUAUUCAAAUAAGUCGCCUGAUGCGAGAGGCGACCUAACUGAUUGAUCAAGACUAUUGUAAGACGAGAGGGGAAAAGCAACCUUUUCUGAAAGGCGUGCGUGUGCCUGCACACGAGCUUAUUGGGCAAUAUCCUUCCGAAAAAGACUUUCUUGCAACGUGCUGUGUGUGCUUUUGCCACUUUCGUUCAACUCUCCUCAAAGCUGUCACUUAAAGCGGAGGAACAGUUUUGUUGCGGUGGCCCUCAAAGAUGACUAAAAAAUGCUGUAAAAAGUGUCUCUUUCAACUAUUUAAAUGUGUAAUAAUUGGUGAUUCGAACUGAUAAAAUUUGUAAACUUGAGGUACUAAUUAAAACCGGCCCAGUAGAUUCUAAAACCCAGAGUGACGAGCCAGAAAAUGGUUAAAAUAUUAAAAAAUAAUCAAAUUAGGUGGGAAAGUGGGAAUUAAAUCUACACUAGUGCUAUAGUGGCCAAAAAUCGGGUAAAAUUUGCUGUUUGGUUAAACUUAUAAUAAUUGCAAUAGUUCAGACAAAGAAGAUUCAAUGUGAUUGCCAAAUUCUUGACGCAACAAGUAUAUUGCAAAGCCACAUACAAUUUCUUAUAUGCACAGUUUUCUUGUUCUUUAAAGUUGCGAGACAACUAAUUAGAGUCAAAGCUAGGAGGGCGCUGCGUCAAUUAUUGGUUUUCAGAUUGUUAAAAUUUUAAUAUAAAUAAUCUAACGCCUAGAAAAACCCUUGAUAUCAAAAGGUAAAUUCUGUUUACCCGAUUUUCUUAAAAUUAGCAUUUACACCCUUAAGUCUGAUUGAUGUGGUGCAUUAACAUCGUCACUGUGAGAAAAUAUCAGAAAAAAGUUUACAAUAUCAAAUAGUGUCAAACCACAGAGAGGGUACAAACGAGAAUAGUUGCACUGCUUGCGAAGGAAAAUUUUCUAGAAAAGAAAAAACUAUGUUUCUCCUUACUUUAUGCUGGGUAGCGCGCGUACUUGAUUUCAGUAUUAAUUUUAAUUUGUCUUAUUUAGCUUAUGAAGUGUGUUUGUGUGUCAAUCACUAACUAUAUAUUAACAAAUAAGAGUAUGUACAAUGCGUUUCACGUGUACUUAUAAUUAUUUUCACUGCAAUUCCGAGUCUGUAAAGAAGCAAUGUUUGUGUUCAACUUCUAUACAUUUCCUUUCGCGCACUUUUCGGAAAAGUGCCCUACUUAUUAAUGUACUUGUAUUAAUUUUUCUUACCGAGACAAUCGUAAUUUUUAUCUUUACUCCCUCACAUUGUUGAUUAUCGUGCGCAAUUCAUGCACUGGAAAUUAGUAAGAAAUUAAUCCAAUGUUAAGUACGGGACCACUCUACACUCGACUUACUUAGACAGAUUUUCUUGUACUCUACACACGGCGUUCAUCUACUUACAUGCAGGGAAAGGCGAUUUGUUCACCGCGCAUCCUAAUCAUAUAUUGUAGCCCCUUUACCAUUAGUUAAAAGCAGUAACUGAGAAAUCGUAUUAUACUAACUCAAUCGGGACACUUGGAAUUUUUGAACAGAUAAAAAUGGAGCUGUGUGAUGAUAAAGAGAGAAAAAUAAAUAAGCCUGAAAAGUUGACACCUUAAA
This is a messenger RNA of Cloeon dipterum, 7424 nucleotides long. Its product is annotated as plasma membrane calcium-transporting ATPase 3-like. The record is from RefSeq and is a predicted model, not a curated record. Gene Ontology annotation, cellular component: plasma membrane; intracellular membrane-bounded organelle. Gene Ontology annotation, molecular function: ATP binding; P-type calcium transporter activity; ATP hydrolysis activity. NCBI's taxonomy places the organism in Eukaryota, Metazoa, Arthropoda, Insecta, Ephemeroptera, Baetidae. Gene Ontology annotation, biological process: calcium ion transmembrane transport; regulation of cytosolic calcium ion concentration.